Molecule: messenger RNA, 582 nt
Organism: Paramecium sonneborni
Lineage: Eukaryota; Ciliophora; Oligohymenophorea; Peniculida; Parameciidae
Source: the annotation of a GenBank genome assembly
AUGAAUUAGUAAAAGGAUGGACUUUUUUUUUAAAGUUCCUUAUUUGUUGCAGAAUUGUGUGAGCCUUUAUCUAUUAUGGAUUAUUGGUAUGAAGAUGAAAAUAAAGAAAUCUAACCAAAAAUUAUGAAAAUAGAGAAAUUAGAAAAAAUAGAGAAACCAAAAAUUAAAUCUCAGAGAAGUUAUCUUUCUUUAAAUAAAAUAGUUAACAGUCAAUCGUUCUUAGAAAAAAGAUCCUUAUGGGUCUGAUUGGGCUUAAGGAAUUUUAGCUAAAUAAUUUGGAGUUUAAAUAAGUUAAGGAAGUUAGAAUCAAAGUCCUAAAUGGACAAUAAAAAAAAUAUAACCGCUAGAUUUUUCAUAAAAUAAUGCUUCAAUAAAUCCAAAAAUUGCAAAAGUAUUUUAUAAUUUUUAAUUUAGGAGUCUAAGACAUAAGAAAAAUUAUUUAGACAGACAGCAACUGAAAGUCACAGAAAAAGAUUAGGUCAUGUAAUCAAGUAGUAUUAAUAAUCAUUUAAUGGUUAAAUUCCUUCACAAUUUUAAUAAAGUUUGCUGCAUUACCAAUAGAAAUUACCUUCUAUUCCAUGA